AUGUUGAGAUUGAAUAAACUCAUUCCAACAACAACAUCACUGCUAAAGUCGUCUUAUUCGAGACACUAUGCAUCAGCAACAUCAUCAUCCAAUUCGGACAAAAUGACACCACAAGAGUUGAUCGUCAAUCAGAUAAAGAGUUCACCAAUUCCCAUGAUCAAAGUGUCUGGUUCCGAUAUCGAUGGAGUACUCCGUGGAAAGUACCUCCAGAAGGACAAGUUCACAUCAUCCGUUGACAAGGGCUUUGGAUUCUGCAGCGUCAUCUUUGGUUGGGACUGCGGUGAUGAGACCUAUGACAACGUGUCGUUCACUGGCAAUCACACUGGCUAUCCAGACAUCACGGCCAAGGUGGACCUGUCCACUUUCCGUGAGGUGCCCUGGGAGAACAACAUACCCUCGUUCCUCGUGGACUUUUAUAAGAACGAUGGCACGCCCCUCCCAAUAUGUCCACGUAACCUAUUGAAGAAGGUCAUUGCCGAUUGUAGAGCUGAGGGCUUUGAUCCAAUGAUGGGCAUGGAGUUUGAGUGGUACAACUACUCCGAGACCAACAAGUCCAUCAAGGCAAAGAACUUUACCGACCCCAUCCCAUUGACACCCGGCAUGUUUGGUUACUCAAUGAUCAGAAUAUCCGAGAACUCAAAGUACAUGGAGGAGUUGGCCAAUCUCAAGAACUACGGCAUCCCCCUCGAGGGUCUCCACACUGAGACUGGUCCAGGCGUCUACGAGGUGGCCAUCAACUACUCUAAGGCUCUGGAGGCUGCCGACCGUGCCAUCCUAUUCAAGUUGUCCGCCAAGGAGAUCGCUGCCAAGUUGGGUAUCAUGGCCAGUUUCAUGGCCAAGCCAUCGCUCAAGCUACCAGGCUGCAGUGGCCAUAUGCAUCAGAACUUUGCCGAUAUUAAUACUGGCGUCAACUUGUUCCACGACAAGAGCGAUCCGAAUGAGAUGUCACCAAUGUUCAAGAGCUUCCUGGCUGGUCAGCUGGAGCUGUUGCCAGAGUUCCUGCCAUUCUUUGCACCGACCAUCAACAGCUACAAGCGUUUGGUCGAUGGAUAUUGGGCACCGACCACACCGACCUGGAGUGUUGACAAUCGUACUGUCGCCAUCAGAGUGAUCAAGGGUGGCAAAGCCACACGAUCAGAGUUCAGAGUGACCGGCUCCGAUGUGAACCCAUACAUUGCCAUUGCUGCAUCCUUUGCUGCUGGCCUCUGGGGUGUUAAGAACAAGAUGGAGCUGAAGCAAAAGCCCGUCGUUGGUAACUCCUACGACCUCUACAAGAAGGGUUUGGUCCAGCGUCUGCCCAGAUCGCUGAGCGAGUCGACCGAGGUGCUGGCCAAGUCAAAGGUGGCCAGGGAGAUCCUCGGUGCCGAGUUUGUCGACCACUUUGUCAACACGAGACGCUGGGAGUACCGUCAGUUCAACCAUCAAGUACACAGAUGGGAGCAUGAGCGAUACUUUGAGAUUAUA
Acytostelium subglobosum LB1 is the source of this 1464-nucleotide messenger RNA. RefSeq lists its product as hypothetical. The transcript has a single exon. Gene Ontology annotation, molecular function: glutamine synthetase activity. The annotation marks the transcript as partial. The record is from RefSeq and is a predicted model, not a curated record. NCBI's taxonomy places the organism in Eukaryota, Evosea, Eumycetozoa, Acytosteliales, Acytosteliaceae.